Messenger RNA from Solanum verrucosum, 5616 nucleotides. RefSeq lists its product as uncharacterized. The coding region runs from base 482 to 4618 and encodes 1378 amino acids. Gene Ontology annotation, molecular function: helicase activity. The transcript has 8 exons. The record is from RefSeq and is a predicted model, not a curated record. Lineage: Eukaryota; Viridiplantae; Streptophyta; Magnoliopsida; Solanales; Solanaceae.
AAAGAGUAAAUAAAAAAUAGAUCGAAUAAAUUUUGUUGAAAAAUAGAUCGAAAAAGUGACUAUUUAGUGGAUUAAAUUGGGUUUGAUCUGAAGUGAAUAGUGUGUGUGGAAUUGAGAAUUUCUUUGGCUAUAACUAUACGUUCCUGUUUUUAAGAUUUUGCAACUGUAGCUGUGACUUGUGAGUGCUGACUGCUACUAAAGAAAUUCACUUGCUUCAUGAUUUUAGUAGUCCAAAUAGACGACGAUGAUGUAAGCCUUAUGUUGUAGAGUGAAUUGCAAACCUAUGUGUUUGAUGGAUGUGACUGUUGUCCUUUAAUCAAGUUUGUUGCAUUCCCCAAAUUGCAGUCUUUCUUGCUUUUAAUGAUCUUUGAGCAAUAAAGAGGUGUUAGAAUAGUUGUCGAUAGCUCUGCGAGAAUUAAAUAUUUGCAAGAGGUGGUGGUAUAAGCUCUUUUUGUUCAGUGUAUAUGCAAUUAUAUUUGAGAUGGGUUCUAAAGGAAGGGCGUUGUUUGAUCUUAAUGAACCCCCUGCUGAGGAUGAGCAGGUUAAUGAUGGUGUCCUCUGUUUACUGCCUCAGAGAGCAGUUCCUUCUUCUAGUACCAACACUUCUGAGUUUUUGGCAUCGUCUGUUGAUCCUCCGGGGAUAGUAAACAAUCAUGCAUUUUCCCAUGCCUCUUCCGUUUCAGGUUUUCAGCCCUUUGUUCGGUCAAAAGGUGCAGAGGCAUCUAGAGCUCCCGAGGAACAUGGGAGUGCUGGGCCUUCAACUUCGGGUGGCGCUUCAUUAUCUAAAUCAAGUCAGGAACAUACAAUGAAGUCUUUGAUCCAGCCAGAUCUUAACUCUCUUGAUAUGCAAGUGACUGAAAAGGAAGAAGGUGAAUGGUCUGAUGCAGAGGGUUCAACAUAUGCAGAUAAAAAUUGUGGCUUGAAUGAUAAGUCGAAUACUGAUGUUGAUAAAGCUUCGCAGGAGAAAUCAGCAGUUGAGCCGGUGAGCAAUAGUGAUAAAGUUGGCUCUGUUGAUAAUGCUUCUCAGGAUAACGAGAAAGGGAAUGGUGAAAAUUACAAUAUUUCUUCUUUAGAAUUAGAUCGUGAUACAAGUGACAGGAAAAGCAAUAGUAGCAGAAAUUCUGAAACCAGUAGUAAAGCUGAUAUCACCAUGGAUGGUCAGGAGGAUUCUGGGCAGGUGCCAAAGCAUAGAGAGAUUCGAGGUGUUGAGGCAAGUCAUGCAUUGAAGUGUGCUAAUAAUUUUGGUAAGCGUCCUAAGGUUGACCAACAGAAGGAAGCGAUGCUGGGAAAGAAGCGCAGUAGGAAGACCAUGUUUCUUGAUUUGGAAGAUGUUAAACAGGCAGGUUCUCAAAAAAGUAUUGCUAGACGCCAAAAUUUCCCAGCACCUGUUACAACUCGCAUUGUGAAAGAGUCUCGUAAUGUUCCUUCGCCUUCUGAAAAGAAUGGGGAAAAGCAGAGUCAGGUACUUGUCAAAGAUAUGAAACAAAUUGAUUCAACUAAUGAAGGAAACUUACCUGUGGAAUCUAAUGAUUCUAGAUCUGAAUCCAGUGCUGAUGUGAACCUAGCACCUCUAGGUCGGCCAAGACGGUUGAAUAGUGCUACUGACCUCACGUCUGAGGCUCAAACACCACCUAUACCUAGACAGAGUUCUUGGAAACAUCCCACAGAUCAGAGGCAAAAUAGAAAUUCACAGUUGCCUGGUAGGAAGCCUGCUCUGACCAGUCAAAAUUCCAUGGAACCAAAAUUGGGAGCCAAAAAACCUCCAUCCAAGAAGCAACCUAUAGUAAGUAGCCCGUGCCAAGAUACAUCUGUAGAACGCCUUAUUCGUGAGGUGACAAACGAGAAGUUUUGGCAACAUCCAGAUGAAGCGGAGCUUCAGUGUGUACCUGGUCAGUUUGAAUCUGUGGAAGAGUAUGUUAAGGUGUUUGAACCCUUGCUCUUUGAGGAAUGCCGGGCACAGCUGUACAGUACUUGGGAGGAGAUGGCUGAUACAGGAACCCAUGUGAGGGUCCAUAUUAAAAAUAUUGAACGGCGAGAAAGAGGAUGGUAUGAUGUAAUCCUUUUUCCAGAUUGUGAGUGGAAGUGGUUAUUCAAAGAGGGAGAUGUAGCAGUUCUCUCCACUCCACGUCCUGGAUCAGCAGUCCGAUCACGGAGAAGUGGCACCUCAACAUUCGGGGAUGGUGAUGAGCCUGAAAUUAGUGGUCGUGUGGCUGGUACUGUGAGGCGACACAUACCUAUUGAUACUCGAGACCCUGCCGGAGCCAUCCUGCACUUCUAUGUUGGAGAUCCGUAUGACACCAACAGCAAUAUUGGUAGUGAUCACAUACUGCGGAAACUGCAACCAAGAGGCAUCUGGUUUCUGACUGUUCUGGGUUCUCUAGCUACCACCCAACGAGAAUAUGUAGCUUUACAUGCAUUUCGGCGUCUUAAUCUACAGAUGCAAAAUGCAAUUCUUCAGCCCAGUCCGGAGCACUUCCCUAAGUAUGAAGAGCAGACACCUUCAAUGCCUGACUGCUUUACACCAAACUUUACUGACCACUUGCACAGGACCUUUAAUGAACCACAGUUAGCAGCAAUCCAGUGGGCUGCAACGCAUACAGCUGCUGGAACUAAUGGUAUGACAAAGAGGCAAGAUCCAUGGCCUUUUACUCUAGUUCAAGGGCCACCUGGUACAGGUAAAACACACACAGUGUGGGGAAUGCUGAAUGUCAUCCAUCUUGUUCAGUAUCAGCACUAUUACACAGCAUUGCUCAAGAAACUAGCUCCUGAAAGCUAUAAGCAGAAUAACGAGAAUAACUCCGAUAAUGUUGUUACUGGAUCCAUUGAUGAAGUCCUGCUAAGCAUGGAUCAGAAUCUCUUCAGAACCCUCCCAAAGCUAUGUCCAAAACCUAGAAUGCUUGUCUGUGCUCCUUCAAAUGCUGCAACUGACGAGCUUCUUGCACGUGUUCUUGAUCGUGGAUUCAUUGACGGUGAGAUGAAAGUUUAUCGACCUGAUGUUGCACGAGUUGGGGUGGAUUCCCAAACGCGUGCCGCCCAAGCAGUUUCUGUGGAGCGGAGGACUGAACAGCUUUUGAUGAAGAGUCGUGAUGAAGUUUAUGGGUGGAUGCACCAGUUGAGAGCUCGUGAAGCUCAGUUGUCGCAGCAGAUAGCUGGCCUUCAAAGAGAACUAACAGUUGCUGCAGCUGCUGGUCGUGCACAGGGAUCUGUUGGAGUUGACCCUGAUGUUCUUAUGGCUAGGGACCAAAAUCGAGAUACUCUAUUGCAGAACCUUGCGGCAGUGGUUGAGAAUAGAGAUAAAAUACUGGUGGAGAUGUCCCGCCUUCUGAUUUUAGAGAGUAGGUUCCGUGGUGGUAACAAUUUCAACAUGGAGGAAGCUCGUGCUAGUCUGGAGGCUAGUUUUGCCAAUGAAGCUGAAAUUGUUUUCACUACUGUCUCAAGUAGUGGGAGAAAAUUAUUCUCUCGUCUUACCCAUGGUUUUGACAUGGUAGUCAUUGAUGAAGCAGCCCAGGCCAGUGAAGUAGGAGUCCUUCCUCCUCUUUCUCUUGGUGCAGCACGAUGUGUUCUUGUUGGGGAUCCGCAGCAGCUUCCUGCUACGGUUAUCAGCAAAGCAGCUGGAACUUUGAUGUACAGUAGAAGCCUCUUUGAGAGGUUUCAGCAAGCAGGCUGCCCAACUAUGUUGUUAUCAGUGCAGUACAGGAUGCACCCACAAAUUAGGGAUUUUCCGUCUAGGUACUUUUAUCAAGGCCGCCUUAGUGAUAGUGAAAGUGUUGUGAAUCUGCCUGACGAAGUUUACUACAAGGAGCCUUUACUGAAGCCUUAUAUCUUUUAUGACAUUACACAUGGUCGGGAAUCACAUAGAGGUGGAUCUGUUUCAUAUCAGAAUACACAUGAAGCACAGUUCUGUCUUCGUUUGUAUGAGCAUCUUCAAAAAACUUGUAAAUCUCUUGGUGUUGGGAAGGUUACUGUAGGUAUAAUCACUCCAUACAAGCUGCAACUUAAAUGCCUCCAAAGGGAGUUCGGGGAUGUUUUAAAUUCUGAAGAAGGAAAGGACAUUUACAUAAAUACUGUGGAUGCUUUCCAGGGUCAAGAGCGUGAUGUUAUUAUAAUGUCAUGUGUGCGUGCCUCAGGUCAUGGGGUUGGGUUUGUUGCAGAUAUACGGCGAAUGAACGUUGCUCUUACUCGUGCAAGACGAGCUCUUUGGGUAAUGGGUAAUGCCAAUGCUCUGGUGCAAUCAGAAGAUUGGGCUGCAUUGAUUGCUGAUGCCAAAACCAGAAAAUGUUACAUGGACAUGGAUACUUUGCCUAAGGACUUCUUGCUACCCAAGGCAGCUUCUCAUGCUGCUCCACCGACCAAUAUGUCUAAUAAUCGAGAUUUAAGAUCUGGGUUACGACAUAGAAUAUAUGAUCCACACAUGGAGCCCAGGUCAGGAACACCUUCAGAAGAUGAUGAAAAGCCAAAUGCAUUACAUGUAAGGAAUGGAAGUUAUAGGCAUCCUAAGCCAUCACUGGACAAUUCGUUGAAUGAUUUUGAUCAACCUGCUGAUAGAUCUAGAGAUGCCUGGCAAAAUGGUAUACAAAGGAGGCAAAAUACAGCUGGAAUUGGGAGAAGAGACCUGUAGUUGGUGUCCAUGAAUAUGUGCCACAUAUCACAGGGACCAAUCAUUUUUGUUCCUGAUGGUGUCUUUGCUCCUGGCUAGGAGAUUGGUUGAUGGCACAGCUACACAUGCUGAUCUUAUGUGCAACAUGGUUUGGUAUAAAGUACUCCUUGGUGAUGCAAGAAUGGAAGGCUAUAUGGAAGUAAGAAAGCUGUUUUUUUUCCAGAAGACUUUGCUCCUGGCUUGGACAGAGGUUGAUAACACAGCUGGUCAAGCAGCAGAUUUCGUGUUCAGAAUAUUGUUUGACAAAAGAAUUCUUGUCAAUGAAGAGAAUGGGUGGGUAUGUCAGAAAGGAAGAGAUCCUGGUUGAUUAUGGUGGUACUGUUGGAAGCUUUAACCAGUUAAUGGGACUUUGAGCAUGGGAGCUCGCUCAGUCGUGCCUGAAGUUCUUUUGCUGACAGAUUAUAAUGGUAAAUGUUUGAAAUAAAUGAUUGUUAGUAUAUGCUUGCUUCGGUUGGGAUGAGAAGGAAAAAAGCUUAUCUCAGCAAAUGAUCUUGAAUAUUCAGCCAUUCAGCUGGAAAAUGGCAACCCUCUAUGAUUGCUUCUCUGUUGAUGAUAUAUACCAUCGAGACUGACCCUAGAGACUUUGCAGCAUGGUGUAAGUAGUAUGUCUGGCCUUGACAAGACAACUAGUCCAUGAAAGAAGCCCAGGACAGAGAGGGAACUGAACUUGGCCAUGUGGGGAUAUUGUUUCAGAAAGUUACCAAACUCAUUGAAGGCUCUGAACAUGGAACUCUGGUCAGAUGGCAAGUCUGUGAUUUGCAGAACCAUUACGAGCUGCUGAUGAGCAAGUCACAGGAACACAUAUAAACUGACUGAGUAGAGUCCCAAAUGUUGAUAUGGGGGGACCUGGAAGAUAGCAACUAGUUCUGUACAUAUUCGUGUGGAGAGCAUAAUUCUUUUCAUUAGGUGGUAGUCUCAUACUUAGGAAUGUUGCAGUGCUUUUUGUUAUCCUUCUCAAA